AUGAUAGUUCAUACCCGAGGAACUGAUUUUAAAUUUCCAAUGGGAUUUAAAGUUGCUAUUACAUUAGGAAAUGGUUUAACAAAAGAUCGUUUUGUUCAAGCACGUAUGAGAAUGAGAAAAUUAGUCUAUGAAAACACUCAACAAUCAACUUGGGAUGGUUUACAUCAUUGGGUUACACACAGUUUAAAUUUUCAAAGAAAAAUUUCUGCAUUUCGACGUAUCAAUUGGAAUAAUGAUCAACAAAUAUUUACAGAUAUACUUAUGCAAGACUUAGCUAAAGAAUGUUCUGAACCUGAAAUAAUUGAACUUAAAAGUAUGUAUGGGUCUUCGAAAAAACUUCAAACAUUAUUCGAAAUUCAUCAUAAUCGAUAUGAACAAACUCAUCAUAAUGUAUCGAAAGAAAUUAAAGAUACCGUAUUACGACGAUUAAAAUAUUAUGGUGAAACAAAUCAACGUUUAUUACAAUUAUUAGAUGAAGAGCAACAAAGAGAAUUAGAGCAAGAAUUAGAAGAAGAAGAACGUCAAUUAGAGCGUCCAUCACUUGUUACACCGUGUCAAUCUAGACUUCAUGAAGAAAUAAAACAAUUGUGUGAUAUGCAUAGUCCUAUGAUGAAUUUAAAACAACAUCCUAAAGUAUUUCGUCAUUUAUCUUAUGCUUUUACUGGUACGACAUUUGUCAAUGAUUGCCAAGCUAAUAGUUGGCAAGAAAAUUUUUGGAUUUCAACUGAAUUUCAACGUGUAAUUACGACUAAAGGAGAAUUAUUAAAUUCAUUUUUACUUUCUCCACGAUGGAUUAUUAUCUACCGGAAUCGACAUUUAAUUUUUCUAAGUGCUUUAGAAGCUAAUUGGGUACUCGGCCGUUUAAGGCUUCUUUAUUAUCAACAACAAUCGAAUAAUCUGUCGAUCAUAACAUUACAUUUAUUAUUACCUCGUAUCAAACGAGUUCAAUCGAUUUUUGUUAACACGUCAAGUCUUACAAUUCCUCCAUUAAUUAGACAUCUUAAUGAUGCUGUUUCUUUCUUCCUACCACUCGAAUGGUUAGUUCAAUUAUUUAUUUUUAACGGUACUAUUUAUUUUGAAACAGUUGAUGAACAAAUAGCUUAUUGUCAAUGUUUAAGUUUAUGUCCGAAAUCUCGAACGGUGGAAGAAGAAGAAGCAUUUAAAAAUGGUUGGAUUGCUGUUGAUGGCUUUGUUAGUAAUAUUGAACAUUGUCAUUAUUUGAAAAUGCAUAAAGUUCGAUUCCAUCGUAAUUUACUAAUCUUUGUCAAACAAAAGAUUGAAAAUCGAAAUAAUUUACAUGCACCUAUAACAUCACAUGUUGGUAGUAUUAUUCUUAAUUCACUUAAACUAAUUUAA
Molecule: messenger RNA, 1356 nt
Organism: Rotaria sp. Silwood1
Lineage: Eukaryota; Metazoa; Rotifera; Eurotatoria; Philodinida; Philodinidae
Source: the annotation of a GenBank genome assembly